CCUUCCUUUCUGUCGUCUAUUGCUUCCAUUCCUUUUGGUUUAAGCUUCUGGGAGGCGCAGCAUUCUAUACUGCAUCUUCUUCGGGCUGUUCAUUCCUUGAAAUCCAACUUUCUUGAACUCGCUGUUCCAUUUUAUCCUCCCAGGUUGAUUCUGGUCGAGUUGUAUUCUUCGCUACGUGCACUUGACUCGGUCUCAGAGCAGACGAAGCAAUCUUUCAUUACCUUCCUUUCUGCAAAUAUGGUGUCCUUCAACAUUCCUUUCCUCACUACCUUGUUGGCCAGCGCUGUCGUCGCUGCACCACUUCAUCAAACCCGUUCCGCCGAGGGAAAGCGUGGUCUCGCCUACAACAAUCCCGAUGCUCUCAGGCCUUUCAAGGGUACGGCAGCCGACUCUUGGAGCUACAACUGGGGAAGCUCCCCUGGCAGUAGUGCUGCUCCAGAUUAUGUCCCUAUGCUCUGGGGCCCCAAGCUCUUCAGUAGCUGGGACUCUUCAUCUGUCCUCUCGUCUGGCUGCAAGAGCAUCCUUGGUUUUAACGAGCCCGAUCACGGUGAUCAGGCAUCCAUGUCACCUGAAUCCGCCGUCGACGCAUUCAAAAAUCUUCUCACGCCCCUCGCCGGCAAAGUCGAACUUGGGUCACCUGGUGUGACCAACGGUGGCGGAAAUAUGGGUCUCACCUGGAUGGAAUCGUUCCUCAACGGCUGUGCUGGCAGCUGCGCAGUUGAUUUCCUCGCCGUUCACUGGUAUAGCCCAGCCAACGAGAUCGAAGGGUUCAAGCAGCACAUCACCAAGGCCAUCGAGCUCGCCAAGAGCCAUGGAAUCGAACAGGUCUGGAUUACCGAGUUCCAGGGCCUUGGGGAUGACCAGGCACAGAUCAAUUUCCUCAACGAGGUGCUUCCAUGGCUUGAUUCCAACCCUGGCGUCGCCCGCUAUUCUUACUUCAUGGCCGACACAUUAGUUUCCGGCAACCAGCUCAAUGCUGUUGGAAAGGCUUACGCAGGCGCCUAAGCAGUUCGAUUUUCCACCAAAAGAAAAAAUCUUUUAGGAGGUUUACAAAUAAAUGUUGUGUUGAUACGAUUGAUCUUUUCUUGUAACUAAGUUUAUGGCUACUAUGCCUUUCGAUUCUCCUGCACCCAGCUCAAGAUGCCGUUCGUUGCUGUCGUUUCUGUUUAGUAGGGUUGCCCUUUUGAUACUUCGGCUUCCAAACUUCGAAGCCUUCUUUUUUUUUCUUUUCUUUUCUUUUUUUUUUUUUUUUUU
Messenger RNA from Coccidioides posadasii C735 delta SOWgp, 1254 nucleotides. RefSeq lists its product as uncharacterized. Gene Ontology annotation, cellular component: fungal-type cell wall. The record is from RefSeq and is a predicted model, not a curated record. Gene Ontology annotation, biological process: fungal-type cell wall polysaccharide metabolic process. Lineage: Eukaryota; Fungi; Ascomycota; Eurotiomycetes; Onygenales; Onygenaceae.